This is a messenger RNA of Wasmannia auropunctata (little fire ant), 4850 nucleotides long. RefSeq names its product probable phospholipid-transporting ATPase IIB. Lineage: Eukaryota; Metazoa; Arthropoda; Insecta; Hymenoptera; Formicidae. The record is from RefSeq and is a predicted model, not a curated record. The transcript has 12 exons. Gene Ontology annotation, molecular function: ATP hydrolysis activity; magnesium ion binding; ATP binding. Bases 359 to 3676 code for a protein of 1105 amino acids. Gene Ontology annotation, cellular component: plasma membrane; trans-Golgi network; endosome. Gene Ontology annotation, biological process: retrograde vesicle-mediated transport, Golgi to endoplasmic reticulum; endocytosis; phospholipid translocation.
AAACACUCAGACGGUGGACGACAGACAUCGCCGGGCGCUGCGACGACUGCUGCCCGAAAUCGCGAGAUCAGCCGGCCGGAUCGCCCGCGAUAAGAUAAUAUGCGCCGCGGACGUCGCGCCGCGGCGAUCGGUCGCGCGAGACGACGACGAUUAACCCGCUGCAGCAGCGCGUCAUCAGUCAGCCGCGUCGUCACGCGUCUCCCGCCGUCGCCGCGAGGGUGAGAGCCGUGAAACGGGGGGCGCCGGGACGUACGGUCGCGCGAAAAAAAAGGGGGAGUAAAGGUUAAGGGGAGUAGAAAAAAUAAAAAUAAAUAAAACGGGGAACGAAAGAGCGCGCCGCCGCCUCGACGCCUCCGCCAUGAGGCUGGAGGAGAUGCCGUUGCGGCUGAGCUCCGACGAGCGGGACUUUGAAAUGGACGACGACGAGACUGACUACCUGCUGCAGCCGUCCGAGGACAGCAUCAGGCAGCUGACGUCGAGGCGACGGCGCAUCGCCGAUUGCUCCAAGUACCUGAAGAGCUGCCUCUGCGGAUGCUGUACUUGGAUGUGGCGGAGAUGCUGCAGAGAGCGGGAAUUGAGAGCUAGAGUUAUCCACAUUGGGCAGCCUAUGCACGAGAAGUUUCCCACUAAUGUUAUAAGAAAUCAAAAAUACAACGUUGUUACUUUCUUGCCUUUGGUCCUCUUUCAGCAGUUCAAAUUCUUCUUGAAUUUAUACUUUCUGCUUAUGGCUAUAUCUCAAUUUAUACCAGACAUAAGAAUAGGAUACUUGUACACGUACUGGGGGCCAUUGUGCUUUGUUUUAACCGUGACGAUUUUCCGCGAAGCCGUCGAUGACUUUAGAAGGUACAAGAGGGACAAGGAGGUCAAUGCACAAAAAUAUUAUAGACUAGUGAAAGGUUUUGAUACGCCAGAAUUAGUACCGAGUUCCAAACUACGCGUGGGCGACUUGGUUAUAGUAGAGAAGGGCCAGAGAGUACCAGCUGAUUUAGUAUUAUUACGCACAACCGAGAAAUCUGGCGCGUGUUUCGUGCGGACCGAUCAGCUGGACGGUGAGACGGAUUGGAAAUUAAGAUUAGCAGUGCCUGCAACGCAAAAGUUGGACAGCAAUUCUCAGUUGUUUGAUAUUAAAGCCAGUUUGUACGUCGAGAAGCCACAGAAGGAUAUACAUAGCUUCAUUGGCACCUUUUCAAGGUACGACGGAUACAGCAGUGAAGAGAGCUUGGGCGUGGACAACACAUUGUGGGCCAACACGGCAGUGACGUCUGGAUCCGCCCUUGGUAUCGUCGUUUACACCGGCCAGGAAACGCGGUCUCUAAUGAAUCAUUCAGAAAUCCGAUCGAAAGUCGGUUUGCUCGAUCAAGAGAUCAAUCAGUUGACAAAGGUAUUAUUUGGCGCGGUAAUCGGACUCGCGCUUGUAAUGAUGUGCUUGAAGGGAUUCAGUGGACCGUGGUAUCGUUACAUGUUCCGCUUCGUCCUGCUGUUCUCCUACAUCAUACCGAUCAGCUUGCGAGUGAAUCUGGACAUGGGCAAAGCGUUUUACGCUUGGUGCAUACAAAGGGAUAAGGAUAUCGCCGGCACGGUCGUGCGGACGACCACCAUUCCGGAAGAGCUCGGACGUAUAUCGUACUUGCUGAGCGACAAGACCGGCACGUUGACGCAGAAUAAGAUGGUGUUCAAGAAGUUGCAUCUGGGCACCAUAUCCUACGGCCAGGAGACGUUCGAUGAAGUGACGUCGGUGUUAAAGACUUAUUACCCGGCCGACACGGAGCACUCGCCGAUGAAGCCGACGACGUCCGCGCACAGCGGCAAGGUCCGAAGAUCCGAGAACACCCGGAUCUACGACGCCGUGCACGCUCUAGCUCUGUGCCACAACGUGACCCCGGUGUACGACGAGGUGAACAAAUCCUCGAAUCUGGACUCGGUGAGCGUGGAGACCGUGGAAACCGGAGAUACAGGCUCCAUCCAGAGUCAAACAGAGGCGGAUCAACACUACUAUCUGCCGGAACAGAAGCGCAAUUACCAAGCCUCGAGCCCGGACGAAGUGGCUCUGGUGAAAUGGACGGAGGAAAUGGGAUUGGCUCUCGUCAAGCGAGAUCUAAAUUCCAUGCAGCUGAAGACUCUGAACGGUCAAAUAUUGAAUUACACUAUACUGCAAAUAUUCCCGUUCACGUCGGAAACCAAGCGAAUGGGGAUAAUCGUGAGGGAGGAGUCCAGCUCCGAGAUCAUAUUCUAUUUGAAAGGUGCCGACGUUGUGAUGUCCGGCAUUGUGCAGUAUAAUGAUUGGCUGGAUGAGGUGUGCGAGAAUAUGGCACGCGAAGGUUUCAGAACGUUGGUCGUGGCAAAGAAAAAUCUUACCGAAGACCAGUACCUCGAUUUCGAAGCGAGAUACAACGCGGCGAGAAUGAGCGUCAGCGAUCGCGUGUCGAAGGUCGCCGCGGUGGUGGAAAGUCUCGAGAGAGAAAUGGAACUGUUGUGCGUGACCGGCGUCGAGGACAGGUUGCAGGACAGGGUGAGGCCUACGCUGGAAGUCUUGCGGAACGCCGGAAUCAAGAUAUGGAUGUUGACCGGCGACAAGUUGGAGACCGCGACUUGCAUAGCGAAGUCCUCGCGUCUCGUGUCGCGCUCCCAGGGCCUGCACGUCUUCAAGUCCGUCGUGACGCGCACCGACGCUCACUUGGAACUGAAUACGUUUCGCAAGAAGCAAGAUUGUGCCUUAGUUAUCAGCGGCGAUUCCCUCGAGGUGUGCUUACAGUAUUACGAGCAGGAAUUUCUGGAACUCGCUUGCGGCUCGCCCGCCGUCGUUUGCUGCCGAUGCUCUCCCACGCAGAAGGCCGAAGUCGUCAGUCUCAUACAGAGGCACACCGGCAAGAGAACGGCGGCCGUCGGCGAUGGCGGUAACGACGUCUCCAUGAUACAAGCCGCAGACGCUGGAAUUGGUCUCGAGGGUCUUGAGGGAAGGCAGGCGUCGCUAGCUGCUGAUUUUUCAAUUUCUCAGUUCAGCCAUCUCGCUAAUUUACUAUUGGUCCACGGUAGGAGAAGCUAUAAACGAUCGGCUGCAUUGAGUCAAUUCGUUAUACAUCGUGGUUUGAUCAUCUCGACUAUGCAGGCUGUGUUCUCUGCAGUCUUUUAUUUGUCUUCGGUUGCCUUAUAUCAAGGUUUUCUUAUGGUAGGAUACGCUACGAUAUACACAAUGUUUCCCGUCUUUUCAUUGGUAUUAGACAAGGAUGUAUCGGGAAAGAUAGCACUUACUUAUCCAGAACUUUAUAAAGACCUGAGUAAAGGCCGCUCGUUAUCAUACAAAACAUUUUUUAUGUGGGUUUUAAUAAGUAUAUAUCAAGGAGGAGUCAUCAUGUAUGGCGCACUUAUAAUGUUCGAGGACGAAUUCAUUCAUAUAGUGGCCAUAAGUUUUUCAGCGCUAGUUUUGACAGAAUUAAUAAUGGUUGCUUUAACAAUUAGAACCUGGCAUCACAUAAUGAUGCUCGCAGAAAUCUUCUCUCUAGCGCUCUAUUUAUUAUCGUUGGUCGUCCUGAAGGAUUACUUCGAUGCUGAAUUUAUUAAAACCACGGACUUCUUAUGGAAGGUAUUGGUGAUAACGUUGGUCUCGUGCAUGCCGCUGUACAUCCUGAAAUUCUUGAGGAAGAAAUUUUCACCUCCCAGUUACACCAAAUUAUCCUAAAAUCUUAUGCGAAUAAUUGAUUUGUCCGCGUACAGAUGACAAAGGAGGAUAAAACAUCAAACAUCGUAAACACUUAUUAACGACAUACAAAGAGCUGUAUAAAAAUUUUCUUUCAUUCUACAAUAAUUCUUAAUCCAAUCCAAUUAAUAUUAUUUUUUAUGAAAUAAAAAAGAUUAUAUGCACCGUUUUUCUAACAACCGACUAUUUUUGUAACAAUCAAUUUUUACAACAUUAGUUCCUAACGAAGACUAAUGUGGCAGAAAAUAAUACCGCAAAGAACGAAAACCGACAAAGUUUCCAAAUCUCUCGUAUCAUAUCUGCACACUGACUUAAAAAAAAAAUGGAUUGGAUUAAACGUUACAAGCGGAACAACAUUCACGACUCGCCGCAUAAUGUUAAUUCUUCCUGCAAGCUUAUCUACUACGUAUCUUGGCUUUAGAUUAAAGACAUGACUUUUUUUAUACUUGAUUUUCUUUAUAUUUCUUUUGUUUGUAUAUUAAUUUAUUUCUGAAUGCAUUGCCAAAGGUCGCAUCUUCCAUUGUCAGUGUGUUUAUACGCACACAUCGCGACAUUUAUAUAUCCCAUCUCUAUAUAGCGUUCAUUUUUUUUUAAUAUUAAUUAGAUAUGUUCUCUAAUCGAGCACAACAGUAUUUCUCAUGUAUCUAAAAAUCAAGCAUCCGCAUGGAUGGAAAUAUAAGUAAUCUUUAUUUGUAUAACAAUAACUAAAUGCAUUUUACUUAAAAAGAAAAAUGGCUAGAGAAUUAAUACGACUAAGAUAUAGGAUUUGAGUAUCAGAAAUAAAACUGUGAUUAUUGCGAACUAAACCGGCAUUUUUUGCACUGAUAUUAUAUAAGGAGCUUUAUUCUAAAACUGUUCAAAAUGUUCUUUUUUUUUUUUAAAUUGUAUCUCUUAAAAAUAUUUCUAUAUACAGAGCAUACCUUUUGUUAUCAUUUAUAUUAUCAGCACAUAUAUAAAUAAUAUAAUAUUAGAUUACAUAAUGUUUUAUAUUCAUGUACAUAUUGCAAGCAUGUAGAACAUAACUGUAAUCGUUGUUAUCUCUAAUGUGAAACGUACCACAAGUAAUGUAGUUGUUGCUAGAGGACUAUUAUUUACUAUGUAAUACGUUUAUAAUUAAUUUAUUCGCAAAUAAAAUAAUAUAUUCCUUUUCCUGUGA